AUGUCGGCACCAGCCACCAUCAAGGAGGCUGUCAAGGAGAGUCUCCUUGGCAGCGAAGACCCUGCGAACCUCUCUGCAAAGAGCAGAGCGACAUUCCUUAGCCUUGCCAACAAGGAUGCUGAGACUGGCGAAAUGUUCAUGACUGAGGAGCAGUUCAUUGAUGCUGUCGCACCUGCUGACGAAGACUAUGGCAAGAUCAAGCGUGAGCAAUACGGUCUCCUCUUCCACGUCGCCGAUCGCAAGCGCAGAGGUCGCGUUAGCAUCGCUGACUGGGCUGCGUUCAACAACUUGCUUUUCAAAGCCGACGCCGAAUACGAGAUUGCUUUCCGUCUUUUCGAUGUCGAACGCACUGGCGCCGUCACAUAUGACAACUUCCGCCGACUCUACGAGCUGAACAAGGGCGCCGACAGCAUCCCGUUUGACUGGGAAUCCCAAUGGGCCAAGCUUUACAUUGGGGACAAGACCAGACGCCACAACUUGACAUACCAUGAGUUCUCGCAGAUGCUACGUGGUCUCCAGGGCGAGAGAAUUCGACAAGCUUUCCUGCGUUUUGACAAGGACGGUGAUGGCUACAUUGAGCCAGAGGACUUUGAGCGCAUCAUUCGCGAGACCUCGAAGCACAAGCUGUCGGACCACCUAUUGGAGAACCUGUCUACUCUCUGCAACAUCUCCCUUGGUAGCCGAGUUUCCUACGCCAACGUCAGAGCCUUCCAGAACAUGAUUAAGGAGAUGGAUCUGGUAGAGCUCAUCAUUCGCAAGGCGUGUCAAAAGAGCACCGACGGCAAGAUCACUAAGGCUGAAUUCUUGAACGAGGCUGCCAAGAUCACACGGUUUUCUCUGUUCACACCUAUGGAGGCUGACAUCCUGUUUCACUUUGCCAGCCUUGACGAGCCCUCUGGCCGUCUCAGCUUGAUGGAUUUCGCCAAGGUGCUCGACCCGUCUUGGAGAAACCGUGGCUUUGUGGAGGAAAGUGAAGCAGGUGGUCAGGCCAAGACAGCUGCCGGCGCUGCUUUGCGGCAAGCAGCCGAGUCCGGUUACCACUUCCUUCUUGGCAGUGUUGCUGGUGCCUUUGGAGCCUUCAUGGUCUACCCCAUUGAUCUUGUCAAGACGCGUAUGCAGAACCAGCGAGGCGCUAACCCCGGCCAGCGUCUGUACAACAACUCCAUUGACUGUUUCAGAAAGGUCAUUGCCAAUGAAGGUUUCAAGGGUCUGUACUCUGGAGUUCUGCCUCAGCUAGUUGGUGUUGCGCCCGAGAAGGCCAUCAAGCUGACAGUCAACGACUUGGUCCGCAAUGCUUUCACCGAUAAAAAGACUGGCAACAUCUGGGUUGGCUCUGAAAUUCUGGCUGGUGGUACAGCUGGUGCUUGCCAAGUCGUAUUCACCAAUCCACUUGAAAUCGUCAAGAUUCGCCUUCAGGUUCAGGGAGAGGUUGCCAAGGCUGCUGGUGCCGAGAGACGCUCAGCCAUGUGGAUCGUUAAGAACCUUGGACUGGCAGGUCUCUACAAGGGUGCUAGUGCCUGCCUGCUUCGAGAUGUUCCCUUCUCGGCCAUCUACUUCCCAACCUACAGCCACUUGAAGAAAGACCUGUUUGGCGAGUCGCCGACCAAGAAGCUUGGAGUUGUCCAGCUGCUCACUGCUGGUGCUAUCGCUGGUAUGCCCGCCGCUUACCUGACAACUCCUUGCGAUGUCAUCAAGACCCGUCUGCAGGUUGAGGCCCGCAAGGGUGACACCAACUACACUGGCCUUCGUCACGCUGCCCAGACCAUCAUGAAGGAGGAGGGUUUCCGAGCCUUCUUCAAGGGUGGUCCUGCUCGUAUCUUCCGUUCUUCGCCCCAGUUUGGUUUCACUCUUGCUUCGUAUGAAGUUCUUCAGAGUAUGUUCCCUUUCCCUGGCAGCAAGAAGUCGGAGCAGGUACACACUGGUGUUGCCGAGGUGAUUUCGUCCAUCAAGGAGAAGGACGUGGCCUCCCCUCAUGCUCGUAGCCGCAAUGCUCUCAAGAUCAUUCUUGAUCUCGAUGAGAACUUUGGCCGCGUCAAGGUCCCUGACCAAAAGGCCUGGAAGAAGGUGCCCUCCUUUUUGGGCGGCGCUCAGGCAUAG
Pestalotiopsis fici W106-1 is the source of this 2097-nucleotide messenger RNA. RefSeq lists its product as uncharacterized. The coding region runs from base 1 to 2097 and encodes 698 amino acids. The transcript has 3 exons. The record is from RefSeq and is a predicted model, not a curated record. Lineage: Eukaryota; Fungi; Ascomycota; Sordariomycetes; Amphisphaeriales; Sporocadaceae. Gene Ontology annotation, biological process: L-glutamate transmembrane transport; aspartate transmembrane transport; malate-aspartate shuttle. Gene Ontology annotation, molecular function: L-aspartate transmembrane transporter activity; L-glutamate transmembrane transporter activity; calcium ion binding.